This is a messenger RNA of Raphanus sativus (radish), 1236 nucleotides long. Its product is annotated as bifunctional L-3-cyanoalanine synthase/cysteine synthase D2. Gene Ontology annotation, cellular component: cytoplasm. The transcript has 10 exons. The record is from RefSeq and is a predicted model, not a curated record. Bases 137 to 1114 code for a protein of 325 amino acids. Lineage: Eukaryota; Viridiplantae; Streptophyta; Magnoliopsida; Brassicales; Brassicaceae. Gene Ontology annotation, molecular function: cysteine synthase activity.
GAUAUAUUGUAUGUCAGUGUAUAUAUACAGUCUGGAAUAGAUUUAGAGACUUACCGGUUCAUUUUUCUCUUCACCAUUGACACCUACGUUUAAAUUUUUGAAGGAGUUUCAAAGAGAGAGAGAGAGAGAGAGUAACAUGGAAGAUCGUUGCUUAAUCAAGAACGAUGUGACUGAAUUGAUUGGUAACACACCAAUGGUGUAUCUGAAUAAAGUUGUUGACGGUUGCCUAGCCCGUAUAGCCGCCAAGCUUGAGAUGAUGGAGCCUUGCUCUAGCGUCAAAGACAGAAUCGCUUAUAGUAUGAUCAAAGAUGCAGAGGACAAAGGAUUGAUUACUCCCGGAGAGAGUACAUUGAUUGAGCCAACGGCUGGUAACACCGGGAUAGGACUAGCCUGCAUCGGUGCAGCAAGAGGCUACAAAGUGAUACUUUUGAUGCCCUCAACGAUGAGCUUGGAGAGGAGAAUCAUUCUAAAAGCAUUAGGUGCAGAGCUUCAUCUCACAGAUGUGAAGAUAGGCAUUAAAGGAAUGCUGGAAAAAACUGAAGAGAUAUUAAGCAAAACACCUGGUGGUUUUGUUCCACAACAGUUUGAAAAUCCUGCAAACCCUGAGAUUCAUUACCGAACCACCGGUCCGGAGAUAUGGAGAGAUUCAGCAGGGAAAGUAGAUAUACUGGUUGCUGGUGUUGGGACUGGUGGAACGGUUAGUGGAGUAGGGAAGUUCCUCAAGGAGAUGAAUAAAGACAUUAAGGUUUAUGCGGUUGAACCUUUAGAAAGUCCUGUACUCAGUGGAGGAGAACCAAGUCCACAUUUAAUCCAGGGAAUUGGUUCUGGUAUCAUCCCAACCAAUUUGGAGUUAAGCAUUGUUGAUGAGAUCAUUCAAGUGAAAGGUGAGGAAGCUAUUGAAACAGCCAAGCUUCUUGCUCUCAAAGAGGGAUUGUUGGUGGGAAUAUCAUCUGGAGCCGCAGCAGCGGCUGCGUUAAGGGUUGCAAAGCGGCCAGAAAAUGCAGGGAAACUCAUUGUGGUAAAGGUGGUUUUUCCCAGUGGAGGAGAACGUUAUCUAUCGACUAAACUGUUCGAUUCUGUUAGGUUUGAAGCAGAAAAUUUGCCGGUUGAAUGAGUGGCGUCUUAAAAAUAUAUGUCUGUACCAAGGUUACAGUUUGAUUGUUCCUGGUCGUUGGAAAAUUUAGAAAAUGUUACAUAUUCAAUGAUGAAUAAUUAUAAGGAAUGACUUGGUGUGUC